AUGAUACAGCAGCUCAAAAUAUAUCAAUUCGAGACACGCACUUCGUCGAGUAUUGCUGGAGUGCCUGGAUUUGCUGAGGGCUCGGCUCGACCAGGUGAAACUUUUCCUCUUUUAGCUCUGCUUGAGCGUGAAUAUAGCGAAUUGUGGGCAAGUAUCGGCCCUGAAUUGACACUGGAGAACAGCAUCUUGCUCGACGGAGCAGGUCUUCAUCUCUACAUUUUCUAUCUUAUGGAACCCAGUGGCCCUCCCAAUCGUAAAACGGCCCUUUUACGCGGUUACAGCCUGGCGAUCGGUCUGAUACGGCGAGUAUCUGACCUCGGCGUAGAGUCUGAUUUUGUUCGAUACGCACCUCAAGCUCAAUUUCAAGUCUUGUCAUUAGCUGCAAUGCUGAUACUUAAAUUGAGUUUCUCAAACUACUCGACUUUUAUUGAUGUUGAUGAGGGGAAACGCACGUUUCAUAUUGCAGCUCAAAUGAUUCGGGAGACCUCCCUCGAGGAUAAUGAUCUUCAAGGACGCAUGUCAAAGAUCUUGACCCAGCUCUGGAGUGGUUACGCUCGGAUUGGAAGCUUCAACGAGGAACCGAGUCUGAAGCUCAGAACUCGGCUAGCAGCGAGUCUUCUUCACGAUCUUCUAUGGACGUGGCGAGACGCAUAUGGUAAUAUAAGCAAUGAUAAUAGCACGCAGGGAAACGUUACUACGCAGACGGAGUCAGCUUAUAACACGAAUGAUAAUUUCAACUGCGACUUUCUAGGCUUGGAAAGCAUCCUAGACCCGGACUUUCUAUCUCUGUUUUCGUUCAAUUACGAAGAUAAUGCAAUACAGCCUUGGGAGAAUUGA
Molecule: messenger RNA, 837 nt
Organism: Talaromyces amestolkiae
Lineage: Eukaryota; Fungi; Ascomycota; Eurotiomycetes; Eurotiales; Trichocomaceae
Exons: 1
Coding region: 1-837 (278 amino acids)
Source: RefSeq, a predicted model, not a curated record